Molecule: messenger RNA, 1098 nt
Organism: Torulaspora delbrueckii
Lineage: Eukaryota; Fungi; Ascomycota; Saccharomycetes; Saccharomycetales; Saccharomycetaceae
Exons: 1
Coding region: 1-1098 (365 amino acids)
Molecular function (GO): oxidoreductase activity, acting on the CH-CH group of donors, NAD or NADP as acceptor
Source: RefSeq, a predicted model, not a curated record
AUGGUCAGUGCUAAGCAGUGGGUUUUAAAAAAUACUCCAGUUCCUGGACAACCUUUCAAUUUUAAUUUCGAGGAUCCAGAGGCGAGUUUUGAACUGAAGGAGGUCAAUCUUUCUGCUGAUGAUUUGAAAGAGGGUGGUAUUUUGGUUGAGACACAUUAUAUUUCCAAUGAUCCAGCACAAAAAUUUUGGAUUGCGUCAGUGGACAAGAAUUAUUCCAAGGGGGUUGAACCAGGUGAGAAUAUCCCAGCUAGGGGCCUUGGUAAAAUAUUGGCUUCUAAGAACAAGGAUUACCAGGUUGGUGACUACGUUGUAGGUAAGUUUUGUUGGACUACUGCUGUAAUUGUCGAUGAUCCAGUGGAAGCAAUUGUUCACAAGGUUUCAAAGGAUGAUGUGGGUGAACUGUGGUGGCAUCUUUCUGUACUAGGUAGCACUGCUUUGACUGCAUAUUUCAUCUUUUACAAGUAUGCUGGUCUUCAAGAGAAAGAAGAAUAUUGCGGUAAGACCUUUGUGAUCUCUGGUGCUGCCGGUGCUGUGGGAUCUGUUUGUACUCAGCUUGCUCUCAACGUAUUCAAAGCUGCAAAGGUCAUCGCAAUUGCAGGCGGACCAGAGAAGGUAAAAUAUGUUGAAUCCUUCGGUGCCAAUGUCGUUGGUGUAGAUUACAAAAGUGACACUUUCAAGGAUGACCUAAAACAUGCGGCGGGAGGCAUUAACACUGUGGACUAUUUUAUCGAUAAUGUUGGUGGAGAAAUUCUAGAUCUUGGUGUUACGUUGCUGAAAGUCCAUGGUACGGUUAUUGCCUGUGGAUCCAUUAGCGGCUACAAUGAUCCACAAAAGUUUGUGUUUAAGAACUAUAGCGCAGUCAUCACGAAGAGGUUGACCUUAAGAGGUCUACUUGUCACCGAUGAUCUGGCUGAGUUUCCAAAGGCAUUCGCAAAACUCGCCCAAUUGAUCAAGGCUGGAGAUCUUGACCCUAGUAACUCUGCAACUCUUGUCGAUGCAAUCGGCGAGAAAUUCGAGUAUAUUCCUGUAAUUUGGAGCGGAUUGUUCCAGGGAAUAAACAAGGGUAAGCUGAUCUCUGUGGUCAAGAAAGAAGAUUGA